AUGUUAUUUGAAAAAGAAAGAAUGACGAAUAGAAGACGAAUAAAUGUAAAUACCACGACACGAGCAGCAUUAUCCUUAUUUGGAACAACUAAAGUUGUUGAAGAGAAAUUAAAUAGAUAUCAAGAGCCAAAAAAGAUUGAAACAAAAGAAAUUCAAGGAAGUACAAAUGUUCAAAAGAAAAAGACAAGAUUUACUUUAACAGGACAACCAAUAUGUUCAUAUCCAGGAUGCUCAAAAACAACAUCUAUUAAUCCUGAUGAUUUUUGUUGUUGUUCAGUCUGUAAAAUAGCAUAUUGUGAACAACAUAAAAACAAAUUAGAAAUUAUUAUUCCAACGUUUAAGAAUUUAACAAGUAAAAAACAAGUUAUAAAACCUUAUGUUGUUUGUGAAGAUUGUAAAAUACAAGAAGAUAAUUCACUUGAUAAACAAGAAAUAGGAGUUAUAAUAAAUAAAUGGGAUUUAUUUGAACAAAAAAGAAAAUUAGUAAUUGAAUCAAUGAAAGAAGAUGAAGAACAUGUUAAGAAAGGAUUAGAACGUUUAAUUGGUAGAAUACAAAAAGGUAAAUUAUUUGGAAGAAAAGAAAAUGGAAAAAAUAAUAUUUGUCCUGUUUGUGAUGUAUUAAUGAAUGGAGCAGAUUAUAUGAAUGUUACAUGUGAUAUUUGUAUGAGAAAAUGUUGUGUAGGAUGUAGUAUUCAUACAACAAUAGCACCAACAUUAAUUAUGGGAAUUGAAGAUCCUAUGGCAGAAUAUAUUAAAGUUGUUAUUUGUAAAAGGUGUUAUAAUUGUACAAGAAGAAAAACUAACGAUACUCGUGUUGAAUUGAAAAAAAGAGACCAAACAUUGAAUAAUGCUCAUCAAAAAUUAAUUGAAUCAGAAGCAAUGUUAAAAUCACUUCUUAAACGUCUUGAAGAUGUUGUUGAUAAUUUUAAAGGAGUUGAUGAUAUUAAAUUGUUUGAACAAAAAGAAAUGUUUUAUGUAGAUGGUUUAAAUGAUGUUACUAAUAUUUUAACUCAAUUAAAAAGUCAAAAAGAUAAUUUGGACAAAGACAUGAAAAGUAUUAUGAAUAAUCUUGUUAUUGCUUACUCCUCUCUAAUCCAAAAUAGUUCUAUGAAACAUGCAGUUAUCUUUUCAAGGUAUACUACUAAAGUAAAACAAUUAAACUUAAAAUAA
Molecule: messenger RNA, 1170 nt
Organism: Entamoeba histolytica HM-1:IMSS
Lineage: Eukaryota; Evosea; Mastigamoebida; Endamoebidae
Exons: 2
Coding region: 1-1170 (389 amino acids)
Source: RefSeq, a predicted model, not a curated record